CCCGGCUGCUCUCCACAUCCUCUCUGCCUCUCAACAUCAUGCUUCUCGCCAAUUUGCUCAGGUCCUGCUGCCUCUUGCUGCUCCUGGGGGCUCUGCCUUCUCGGGCAACCAAGGAGGACCCCAUUGAGAAAGUCAUAGAAGGGUUCAGCCGUGGGCUGAGCACCGCGGAGAGAGAGGUGGGCAAAGCCCUUCAAGGCAUCAAUAACGGAAUCACCCAAGCUGGAAGGGAAGUGGAGAGAGUUUUUAAUGGACUUAGCAGCAUGGGGGCCCAGGCUGGCACGGAGAUGGAGCGUGGCUUGGACAAGGUAGCCCACGGCAUCAACAAUGGAGUCGAAACCGCAGUAAAGGAAACAGAGAAGUUUACCCACGGGGUCAACCACGCCGUUGGACAGGCCGGAAAGGAAGCAGAAAAAGUGGCCCAAGGGGUCCAAGCUGGGGUCAACCAGGCCGGGAAGGAGGCAGAGAAAGUUGGCCAAGGGGUCCACUACGCUGCUGGCCAGGCCGGAAAGGAAGCAGAAAAAGUGGCCCAAGGGGUCCAAGCUGGGGUCAACCAGGCCGGGAAGGAGGCAGAGAAAGUUGGCCAAGGGGUCCACUACGCUGCUGGCCAGGCCGGAAAGGAAGCGGAGAACCUUGGCCAAGGUGUCCACCACGCUGCUGGCCAGGCCGGAAAGGAGGCCAACCAGCGGCUGAAUGGCACUCGUCCAGGCGUGUACGGAGGCCAACACGGAGGGGCCGCCAGCACUACAGCAGUAUCUGGGGCCUCGGUCAACAAGCCGUUCAUCAACUUCCCAGCUCUGUGGAGGAGCAUCGCCGCCAUCAUGCCCUGAACUGAUGCCCGGGCAGCAGCCUGUUCCUGUUGUCAGCUGAAAUGGCCCAGAGGAGCUGAGGGGUUGGGGGAGAGCUUCCCGGGUGCCCUUAAAGGGGCUGCUUUGAGCUUUGUGAAUAAACAUGAACAUGCUGUCCCUUUUCAUCA
This is a messenger RNA of Acomys russatus (golden spiny mouse), 973 nucleotides long. RefSeq names its product suprabasin (gene Sbsn). Lineage: Eukaryota; Metazoa; Chordata; Mammalia; Rodentia; Muridae. The record is from RefSeq and is a predicted model, not a curated record. The transcript is spliced from 5 exons. The coding region runs from base 39 to 827 and encodes 262 amino acids.